AUGGGUCUGUACUGGUUAUACACCAGUAUGGUAUUUAUGUGUGUUACAAGCGUCUCACUUUUACUUCAGAUAUCUGUAUAUGGCACGCUCUUGCUAUCAUGGUCCAUGCUUGAAAUGGGCGACAACUUACACGAUAUCGGCCAAAGCUCUGCCUCCCUUCAUCAAUUCUUCCAGGCAUAUUGCAAUCGAUGGCGUGAUAUUAUUGAAAGCGAAAGAUUGGCCAGGAAACUAGAAUCCUCAAAAGUUGCUUUACCGGCGUACUCGAGCCUUGAAGAAGGAGAAAUGCGACUUCUUGUUCUGGAACCUGGGACGCAAAACAGUUUUGUUAGAUGCAAACUGUAUACCUGCAGCCAGAAUGAUAGAAUUCCUUAUCAAGCCCUAUCUUACACUUGGGGUGACCCAACAAAGGUUCAGAGUAUCGAUUGCAACGGAGAAGAUAUGCAGAUUGCGUCGAAUCUUCACCAAGCAUUACUACACCUUCGCCACCCACGUCGAACGAGAAUCCUGUGGAUCGACGCUCUUUGCAUUAACCAAGACGAUUCCACUGAGCGUGGUCAGCAAGUUCAACUGAUGAGAGAAAUUUACGCCCAGGCUACGCAAGUCAUUGCAUGGCUCGGUGAAGGCACCCGGGAAUCUCAGAUUGCAUUUACUUAUCUCUCCCAAGACCCUCACUCGACUCGCAGACGUCUCUUAUCGAACGAGUCCUGGGAACCAAUCGGGCUCGAUUUCAUCAUCGAGCCUCAUAAAACAUACCAUUACAAAGAAGACCUGAUUUGCCUGACCAAGCUCCUAGAGCGGCCUUGGUUUCGGCGGCUGUGGGUUCUCCAGGAGGUAGUGCAUGGAGAAAAUGUGAUUGUCAUGGCAGGAAACGAAACAGUCAGCUGGGGUCUUUUAGCAAAGUCGGUUCAAAAGCUCUAUCGGUCAGGAUUGAUUCUGGGGAAAUCCUCCGAGAAAGCUCAGGCUGGCGCAGCUGCUGUUAUCGAAAUGGAAAGCAUCAGGCGAUCUCGUCCUAAUCUCUUAUCGGUGCUACUUGCUACCAACUCCGGAGAGUGCUCCGACGCGCGGGACAGAUUAUAUGCUGUUCUUAACCUAGCACAUGACUACAACCCACAUAGAGAUAUUGGGAUUCUUGGGCCGGACUACAGUUUACAACCAGACGAGAUCUUUACUCGGUUUGCCCGAUGGUGUGUUGGACGAGGUGAUAUCAACUUUCUGUCUUGUACCACAAGGUCAAAAGCGAGCGAGAACGGUGACACUCAACUCCCAUCUUGGGUGCCUGAUUGGGCGGAUAUAGACAACCACCAUCCCUUCGCCCGGUACCUGGAUCGUGUUCCUUUUCAAGCGGAUACUGGUCUUAAAGGGUUGCCACACAAGCAGCCCCCCAGCAUUACCGAGGACAACGAGCUUGUCCUUUUUGGAGCCGUCGUUGGAGUUAUAGAACACGUCAGCCCAUCGUCGACUUUCAACAAAAGUAACAUGGAUGCAGAACCCAAACAACUUAUCGACACGAUCGUUGCGAACAGAAUGUGGCUAAACAACUGCCUGAACAUUAGCCAGCUAGUUACAGGCGGUUCAGAAAAACAGUUCUGGCGUACGAUUACAGCAACUUUGACAGGCGUUGGAUACGCUGUUAGCGAAGACUUUGGGAAACGAUUCUACAAAUAUCUACAGUUGCUUGACAACAUGUCACUUUAUGCUGGUCCGAAAUCACACAUAUCAAACUCGGCUUUGGGUUAUUUUACUUCCCAGAAGUACCUCAGUGCGAGUAUUGAGUCAUCGAUAUUGAUGUGGGCGUCAAAACGGCGGUUUGCUGUCACGAAACAGGGUAUGAUGGCAUUAGUCCCCAACGGCACAAAACCAGGAGAUGUUGUUACUGUAGUUGAUUCCCUUUUGGAGUCAUCGUUAAGCAUUGUUUCCUCUUCUAUCUUCUUGCAGCGCAUGAGCCUGAUCCUCUCAUUUCGAUCCAUUCUGGCAUAG
Messenger RNA from Fusarium graminearum PH-1, 1977 nucleotides. RefSeq lists its product as uncharacterized. The coding region runs from base 1 to 1977 and encodes 658 amino acids. The record is from RefSeq and is a predicted model, not a curated record. The transcript is spliced from 2 exons. Lineage: Eukaryota; Fungi; Ascomycota; Sordariomycetes; Hypocreales; Nectriaceae.